AGUGCCACCACACCCCAACGACUUCACUCUUUCUUCCCAAGGACUUCAGAAAGUAAAAUAACCAGAAUUUGUGGGAGGAUUUUUUUCAUGCCGGUUAAAUCUUUGCUUUUGGCAACAUUUCGAAUGGAAAGGUUCAAAGAUCUUUCAAAGCAAUUGCAGCUGUAAGAGAGCUAGAAUCUCAAGACUGAUCGCUCCGAGUGCUAAGCAUGCAAAUAGCUCAGUUCCACAAAUUUGGACAAAAUGUUGUUUCAGAAAAUUUGCCUCUUUCACUGACGUGUUUUUAGGUCGAGGUGGAAAUGCAUCACAACAACAUCACCUUCAGGUUGGGAGCGGUGCAAUGGACACUGCUGGGUGGAUGGAGCUGCCUGAUGGAUUUGCCGAUAUCUCCAAGAAAUGCAGCCCUGAAAACCUGCCACAGAUGAAAUACCUGACAUUAAAUGGCCAAAAUGUGAGAUGACACCAAAAUGCAGCAACUCAAAGGCAGAUGACGGAUUGGCUCUCUCGGUGCUUGGGUCUGGAUCAGCUCAGAUUGGGUCUCUGCCUGAUGAGUGUGAACAAAGACAGCAGGAGAAGUCAGAGCCCUGAGGAGGUGUCAGCCUUCACGAAUAUCACUCUUGCACUGUGCCUUCAUGCAGCGAAGUCCCAUGCAAUAUUUCCAUUCAGCUUUACUCAUUUUCAUUUCACUGCCUUUCACUUGAGUUACUUUGGAGGAAUCUCCACUAAGCUCUUUGCUGAUCUAUUGCACCUUAAAUAGGACAGGGGUAUCUGGAUAGAUAUUUCUCUUCUUCAUCCUUUUUUUUUGUUUGUUUCUUUUCCUUUGCUUCGUAGGGAUGAAAUAAAACAAGGCAUCUGUGCAAGCAUGCUUUGCACUAAGGUUGAGUGAUUCUUGUCAAAAUUCAGUUAGGUAACACUUCUAGCUGAGCAGCUUCACGCUGUCUCCAAGAGGUGUGUUUGGGUGCAAUCAGUUUAACAAGUUUCAAUCAGACAGCUGGCUGCCUGGCACGUCAAAACCAUGAAGUCUCUGAGUUGAUCUCUGGACUUCCAUGCAACCAAGCCCAGAUCUCCAGGGGGAUAAAAAGGGCCUCCCUGUGCUCGCUCCCCGCACAGAGCUGCCCACUCCCAGAUUGCUGCUCCUUGCCACAACCUCCUGCUGCCAUGAGCCGGCAGACGUACAGCACCAGGGCUGGGGGUGGAGGGCGGUCGUACAGCGCUGCUUCAGCCAUCGUUCCUGGGGGCAGCAGGGCUGGCUUCAGCUCGGUGUCGGUGGUACGGUCUGGAGGAGGUGGUGGUGGCUUUGGAAGGCUCCUUGGAGGAGGAGGAGGAGGAGGAGGUGGCAGCGGUGGUGGAGGUUUUGGCAGCAGGAGCCUCUACAGCCUCGGUGGUUCCAAGAGGAUUUCCUUCGGUGUUGGAAGCAGCUUCCGGAGUGCUUUUGGGGGUGGUGGAUCUGGCCUGGGAGGUGGCAGUAGUGGUGGCUUUGGUCUUGGUGGUGGUGGAGGGGGUGGUGGCCUUGGACUUGGUCUUGGUGGUGGCGGAGGGGUUGGUGGCCUUGGACUUGGUCUUGGCGGUGGUGGAGGGGGUGGUGGUGGCUAUGGCUUUGGUGGAGGUCCUGGUGGGCUUGGCUUUGGUGGAGCAGGAGGCAUGGGGGGACUUGGAGGGCUGGGUGGUGGCAGGGGUCCCAUGGGGUUUGGUGGCCCUCCUGGCAUGGGCACCAUCCAAGAAGUGACAGUCAACCAGAGCCUGCUGGCACCCCUCAACCUGGAGAUCGACCCCAACAUUCAGCAGGUGCGCAAGGAGGAGAAGGAGCAGAUCAAGACCCUCAACAACAAGUUUGCUUCCUUCAUUGACAAGGUUCGCUUCCUGGAGCAGCAGAACAAGGUGCUCGAGACCAAAUGGACCCUCCUGCAGGACCAGGGUCAGAAAAACAGCACAGGCAAGAACAACCUGGACCCACUCUUUGAGGCUUACAUCAAUAACCUGAAGCGGCAGCUGGCCAACCUGCUGAGCGAGAGAGGACGCAUGGACGGGGAGCUGAAGAACAUGCAAGACCUUGUUGAGGAUUUCAAGAACAAGUAUGAAGAGGAAAUCAACCGACGCACAGCAGCAGAGAAUGAAUUUGUGGUGCUGAAGAAGGAUGUGGAUGCUGCUUACAUGAAUAAGGUGGAGCUGGAGGCCAAGGUGGAUGCUCUGACUGAUGAGCUCAACUUCCUCCGAGCCCUCUACGAGGCGGAGCUGGCUCAGCUCAGUGCACAAGCGUCUGACACCGCCGUCAUCCUGUCCAUGGACAACAACCGGGACCUGGACCUCAGCAGCAUCAUAGCUGAAGUCAAAGCACAGUAUGAGGACAUUGCCAACCGCAGCCGGGCUGAGGCGGAGGCUUGGUACCAAACCAAGUACGAAGAGCUGCAGGCCACGGCUGGGAAGCAUGGGGAUGAUCUGCGCAACACAAAGGGGGAGAUCUCUGAGCUCAACCGGCUUAUCCAGAGGAUCCGAGCAGAGAUAGAGAACACGAGGAACCAGUGUGCCACCCUGCAAACUGCCAUUGGAGACUCUGAGGAGCGCGGGGAGCUGGCUCUCAAGGAUGCCAAGGCAAAGAUGAUGGAGCUGGAGGAUGCCCUGCAGAAAGCCAAAGCCGAUAUGGCCCGGCAGCUACGUGAGUACCAGGAACUGAUGAACGUCAAGCUGGCCCUGGACAUCGAGAUUGCAACCUACAGGAAGCUUCUGGAAGGCGAGGAGAGCAGGCUGAGUGGAGAAGGACUCAACCCCAUUGGCUACUCGGUGAUCAGCUCCAGCUCUGGCACAGCUGGUGGAGGAGGAGGAUUUGGUGGACUGAGCCUAAGUGGAGGCGGUGGUGGAGGUGGAUUUGGUCUUGGAGGCGGCGGUGGAAGUGGAUACAGUCUUGGAGGUGGCGGUGGAAGCGGAUACGGUCUUGGAGGAGGUGGUGGAAGCGGAUUCAGUCUUGGAGGAGGUGGUGGAAGCGGAUUCAGUCUUGGAGGUGGUGGCGGAAGUGGUCUUGGUCUUGGAGGCGGUGGUGGAGGCUACAGCUUUGGAAGCGGAGGAGGACUUGGACUUGGAGGUGGGGGUGGUCUCGGAGGUGGGUAUGGAGGUGGCAGCGGGCUUGGGCUUGGAGGAGGCAGCAGCGGAAGUGGGCUGAGUUCUGCAGGAGGGAAUUUCAGCUCUGGGAGCGCAAAAGGCACCAAUCCAGGUGUGAAAAUCGUCUCCAAAACCUCCUCCAGCAAAAAGAGCAUAAAGAGCCAAAGCCUGAAGAAUGCCUCACAGCCCGAGUAAAGUGAUGCCAACGGACCCUCCCUCCCCCCAAAGCCAUCGCUCCCAUACCGCUCCUGCACCCACCACAUCUCUGCUGUAGUUCUUAAGCAUUUGGGUCCCACCUCAGGAAAGCAGCAAGAAUCAGUUAACUGGAUCUCUCAAAGCACCAGAACAGGUUUCAAAGGAAAACACGGGUCUACGAGAUUUUUGGAAUGGGGAAUUUUUGUUUUUUUUUUUUAUUAUUUUUUAUUUUUAAUGAGGGUGAGCAGCCUGUAAUUGCGGCUAGCUGAUGGCCCUCAGCAGCACAGAUCAAAUAGCAGCUCAGAUGCAGUAACUGGGUUUUGAACUCGGUUUUGCAUUCACUGUUCUGGCCCGCAGAAGCCCAGGGACGGGCUGGGAACGUGGCUUCCAUCCAGCCUGCUUCUCCCUCGCUGCUGGGACAAAUCAAGCUCAUCCCUUCAAGUUAAGUAACUCGUCUUCUCACAUCUCCAUACAUCUGUGAGGUUUUUUUCUGCUACAUAGAAACACUUUCGGAGGCUGCUGAAAGAUCCCAGGCAGUGGUUUGCAAGCUCAGUGCCCCUCUUAAGACGCCUCUUCCAAUGGCAGCACAGAACCAUGAGGAGACACUUCUCAGUCAAUAAGUCUGAUGGAAAAUAUCCCUCUUCUCCCCACCUGUGGCCAAGCUUUGAAAAAUCCAUCGCUUCCAGAUGUGCUGAGCAACCACACAACAUCUGGAAAGCUCCCUGAGAUGCCCACAGAACCUUGAACCACUCUCACCUGUCCCCUCUCUCUUCCCAAAUGGACGUUUGCCCCAUAGCAGCUCCUUGCAUGUAAACUUGUAGGUGCAUUUGGUCACCUCUGAUGGAUCCCAAGCAGGUGGGAAAAGGCUUGUUCCCUAAAUUAUCAGAUUUUUUGGGUUUGUUUUAAAAAGUAACCAGGGCGCAGAGGUUUUCAGCAGAUUGGUGUUUGCAGUUACAUUGGGUUGUUUCUUGCUUCGUGCUAGGUUUUGUGGGAGUGACUUAAAAAGUGCUAAAAUCACCCCAACACCCAAACCUCACUGACUUUCCCCAUGGUGUCAGCAGCAAUAAUAAAAUUCCCUGCAAAAACCCACACAGAGGGCCACGUCCAUGCUGCUCCAGGGGAACCUCAUCCGCUCCAUGGGGUAUGCAUUUCUAGGCCAAAAGAGAUGUACUUGGGUAAAAGGUGCAGUCAGAUCUCAGCCCAACACAUGGUAAAUGUGACGAUCUGGAGCAGGUGCCAAAGGUGCCCCUUUCUGAUGGGAUCUGCCCCUGUAGUGCUCCACUCUGCCUUUAUUUUGGUGAAAAUACCACUAGCAGAGAAAUUUGCAGCUUUUUAUACUUCAACGGUAGCAAAACAGUGCUGUGUUUUCCUUCCUCUCUCUUUUGGGAAUGUGUCCAAUAAAACAACUGUAAUGUA
Messenger RNA from Gallus gallus (chicken), 4701 nucleotides. It is a transcript of the gene KRT3, whose product is annotated as keratin 3. Lineage: Eukaryota; Metazoa; Chordata; Aves; Galliformes; Phasianidae. Gene Ontology annotation, cellular component: keratin filament. Gene Ontology annotation, biological process: intermediate filament organization; keratinization. Bases 1156 to 3285 code for a protein of 709 amino acids. The record is from RefSeq and is a predicted model, not a curated record. Gene Ontology annotation, molecular function: structural constituent of skin epidermis. The transcript has 9 exons.